AUGGAUGAGGCCACCCGCAGGAAGCCCCGUCUGGCAGCCUCUCUGCAGAUGUCCCCUGGCCCCAGCGAGGGGCCUAUUCCCUGGAGACCCUUGGAAGGCUCUGCCCAGGCUUCCUCCGAGGCUCAACCUUCCCAGGCGGAGCCCCUGAGGGGAGAAGAGAAGAAGAAGCAGCUGGGGGCUGAGGCAGCUGGGGAUGGGCCGCUUCCAGAUCCUCCUGCUGUGCUGAGGGAGCUGAUCCUAGGGCACAAAGACCCCCCUCCAGGCCAGGCCUUGAGCCUCCUCACUCGCUACUCCCAGGGCAUGGGCCUUACUCUGCGCUUUGUGGAGAGUGAGGUCCAGGUCCCCUUCCGACACUUCUCUGUCUGUGCUGUGCUGGGUGAGGUGUCCUGUCCUGAGGGCACCGGGAGCAGCAAGAAGGAGGCAAAGGGGCAGGCAGCCAUCCUUGCUCUCAACUGGGUCAGGACCCAGCUAGAGAACCCAGCACCGUUCAAAGAUCCUCCCAGCUUUCCGCUCUGUUCUUUAACUGCUGAGAACAUUCUGACCCAUGAGCAGCGUUGUGCGGCUGUGGUGAGCUCUGGGUUUGACCGCCUGAUAGGUGAAAACUCCCCUUACCAGGGCUGCAAGCGAAGUAUAGCAGCUGUCAUCCUUGAAAGGGAGGUCCCAGAUGACAGGGGCAGCUGUAGGGAGUCCUACGAGCUGGUUGCUCUGGGUACGGGUUCCGGCGGCUAUAGGGGCUGGAUUGAAUUCAUGGGCCGAAGACUCCACGACACUCACGGCUUGGUCAUUGCCCGCCGUGCCUUGGUCAGGUUCCUGUUUCGGCAGCUCCUGCUGGUGGCUAGUGGGGGCCCAGAGGGGGCAGAACGAUCAGUGCUGACCCCUCGACCAGGCCCUGGACCCCCUUUUGCCCUCAAGCCCAAAAUCUUCUUACACUUAUACCUCAGCGACACCCCUGAGGGUGCUGCACAUGACAUAUACCUCCCUUCCCCAGGGGGCUCUCUCCAUAGUCCCUCUCUUCGUCUUCAAGCCCAUGCCCGGGGAGAGCUGCGGCCAGUCUGUUACCUCGCCCCGGGGUUCCGGGCAGCCAGGGUCUGUUCGCUGUCAGCCAGUGACAAGGUGGCUCGAUGGGCGGUGCUGGGGCUGGGAGGGGGCCUGCUGGCCCACUUCCUGCCCCCACUCUAUGCAACCAGCCUCAUCCUUGCUGACUCCUGCCAUGAUCCCUCAACUCUGAGUCGGGUCAUCCAUGACCGGCCCUGCCUAGAGGGAGGGCCAGGCCUGCCGCCUCCCUAUGCCCGGAAUCCCCUGCACCUGUUUCUGGGACCACCUGUGGCUCCCCAGGACUCCGCACCCUCCAACUGCCAGGGCCUCAGCCUCAACUGGAGCCUGGGAGACACCCGCAUGGAAGUUGUGGACACAAACACGGGAUGCGUGUGGUCAGAAGGCUCCCUUGGUCCUCCCUCCCGCCUCUGCAAGGCUGCUCUCCUCCGCGCUUUCCGCCAAGCAGCCCAAGCCCUGGGAAGAUUGGAUCUCUUGGCUCUGGACACAUAUGAGGUGGCCAAGGCAGGGACAUACCGUGCUGCUCGUCAGGAGUUGACCACUUACCUGGAACAGCAGGACUUGGGCUCUUGGCCCUCCAAGCCUCUGGUGGGUGGGUUCUGUCACUGA
Molecule: messenger RNA, 1662 nt
Organism: Vombatus ursinus (common wombat)
Lineage: Eukaryota; Metazoa; Chordata; Mammalia; Diprotodontia; Vombatidae
Gene: ADAD2
Product: adenosine deaminase domain containing 2
Exons: 11
Coding region: 1-1662 (553 amino acids)
Biological process (GO): RNA processing; adenosine to inosine editing
Cellular component (GO): cytoplasm; nucleolus
Molecular function (GO): tRNA-specific adenosine deaminase activity; double-stranded RNA adenosine deaminase activity; double-stranded RNA binding
Source: RefSeq, a predicted model, not a curated record